UACAAUUUGUAAGUUACAGUGUGCAUAAGCAUGGCCUGGAGCCAUGAGGACAAGAAGUCAGAAUAUUUUUUCUAUUUUAUUGGUUUUGUCUCUCAUAUUUAAUGUUGACUCAUUAUUAUAUAUUUUCAGAGAGUUUGUGAAGAAAGCUCUCUAUGACAAAAAGCAAUGGCCGAAGGAAAGAGAAGUCUUAUGCUUUGCUGCAAUCUGUUUUCAGUUCUGCUUCUUCUUCUUGCAGAAGUACUUCAUUUUCCAGUGUGUGUUGAGGCUGCAGGUUCACCUGUUAAGUUUCUUCCAGGAUUCCAAGGGCCACUUCCUUUUGAACUUGAAACUGGGUACAUAGGAGUGGGUGAUUCAAAUGAUGUGCAACUAUUCUACUACUUCAUUAAGUCUGAGUCUAAUCCAAAAUCAGACCCUCUUAUUCUAUGGCUAACUGGAGGCCCUGGCUGCUCUGCUUUAUCUGGCCUUCUCUUUGAGAUAGGUCCAAUAACAUUUCAGCCUGUCGAGUACGGUGCUUUUAAGCCAGCAGAAUAUAAUGGUAGCUUCCCUUCACUGGUCUUGAAUCCCCAUACAUGGACAAAGAUUGCAAGCUUUAUAUUCUUAGAUCUUCCAGUUGGUACUGGUUUUUCCUAUGCAAGAACUUCAGCGGCUCACCAAUCCGAUGAUCUACAAGCUAGUGAUCAUGCAUAUCAGUUUCUUCAGAAGUGGUUCAAUGAUCACCCAGAAUUCUUAAGAAAUCCGUUUUAUAUGGCUGGGGACUCCUAUUCUGGAAUAUCCGUACCAAUCAUUUCUCAACUCAUAGCAAAUGGAAAUGAAAAGGGACUUGAGCCUUUUAUUAAUCUUAAGGGAUAUUUUCUGGGAAAUCCAUCGACAUUUCAAGGUGAAUUCAACUACAGGAUCCCAUAUGCUCAUGGAAUGGGACUUAUUUCUGAUGAACUUUUCGAGUCCUUGAAGAGAAAUUGUAAAGGAGAGUAUUUUGAUUUACAUCUUAGCAACACACAAUGUUUGAAUGAUCGUCAGACUUAUGAUCAGAUGGUGGAAGGACUAGAACCUGGGCAAAUUUUGGAGCCCAACUGUGAGUUUGGUUCACUGAGGCCACAAAAAUGGUUUGGCGAAAGAAGGUCUCUAGAUGAGAUGCUAUAUGCUGGACGACUAAGAUGUCGAUUUGACUGGGAAAAGCUCUCUUACCAUUGGGCUGAUGAUGACAAAGUAAGAGAGGCCCUCCAUGUUCGAAGAGGUAGUAUUGGAAAAUGGAAGCGAUGCGCUGAGGAUGAUUUGCAUUUCCAAAAGAUAGUACAUAGCAGCAUUCCAUAUCAUGCAAAUCUCAGUGUCAAAGGCUAUAGGUCCUUAAUAUACAGUGGUGAUCAUGACAUGAUGAUCCCUUAUAUAUCAACCAAAGCUUGGAUAAGAUCUCUUAACUGCUCUAUUGUUGAUGAUUGGCGACCAUGGAUUGUUGAUAGUCAAGUUGCAGGGUAUACAAGAACAUAUUCAAAUAAAAUGACAUUUGCCACAGUGAAGGGAGGAGGACAUACAGCUCCAGAGUACAAGCCUGUUGAAUGUCUAGCCAUGCUGAGAAGAUGGUUAUCUUAUCAGCCUCUCUGAUCAAAAGUAGCUGAUAAAUAUCAAAUGUCGAAACUGAUAAGUAAUUACGUGUUUGGAUACAAGUGUUAAAAAGUUUGCUAAUACGCGAACAUGAAGACAGUUUCUUGGUUGAACAAGAGCAGGUCCAUAAUAUUACUAGUUUCUGAAAGCCAAAUUUUAAUAAGAGGCCUUAAUUUAUACAAUAAUGCGCUUGCAUAACUUAUUCAAUCUGUAAUACAGACAAAUUUCUAUGUUAUCAGUAUAAGUACUAUUUUAUUGUUCUGCAGACC
Solanum tuberosum (potato) is the source of this 1868-nucleotide messenger RNA. Its product is annotated as serine carboxypeptidase-like 17. The coding region runs from base 166 to 1599 and encodes 477 amino acids. NCBI's taxonomy places the organism in Eukaryota, Viridiplantae, Streptophyta, Magnoliopsida, Solanales, Solanaceae. Gene Ontology annotation, molecular function: acyltransferase activity, transferring groups other than amino-acyl groups; serine-type carboxypeptidase activity. Gene Ontology annotation, biological process: secondary metabolic process; proteolysis. The record is from RefSeq and is a predicted model, not a curated record. The transcript is spliced from 13 exons.